GCUCUAUCGAUCGUUACGACCGAAGUGAUUGAUUGUUGGAUUCCGGAUACCCUGCAGGAAACAUCAUCCAUACUGCGGUUAUUGUGCUUGCUGGUGUUCUCAAUGGAAGUGAUUAUGUUGGUGUAGCCCCAUACCAAAGCUCCUUACAGUUAUUCAAAAGAUCCAAACGACACGUGGACACUAUCUGUGAUUACUACCAAAAAACCAUUCGAUCUUGUUUCGAUCGCGAAACUGUCGCCCGUGAUUGUAUUCCCGUGUGAAAACACGUAAAUUAAGGACUAGGACUUACGGUACCUGGCACCUGGCGGUGCUUACUGCUUACUAAAGGCACCCGGGAAUUGAAUGGUGCAUGUGCAACUGAUUGGUAGUGCGAGCUUGAUCCGUUGUUCCAGUUCACCCAAUUUGGCGAACUUGCUAUUCAACGUCUGUGAAGAUUGCGGCAAAAUGGCGUGCCUACCACAGUCAGCCUUCGCCGUGCACAAGAUCCGCCAAGCAGGGCAGCACGAAAAGGAUCUCACCGUCGCUCGCCUAGGCGGGGACAAGCAAAGUCCGAGAUACUUAAACAAGAGUACUCUCGACCUGACGCCGGUCAAAUAUAAUGGCAAGCUGAUGAACAGCAUUUGGGGCCUGUACAAUCGCUAUUCGCCGCACAACUUCAAGAAGAAUAAUGGAUCCUUCGGUGGUUUCUUUGGCAUGCAACAGCCAUUUGCUGUUGCAUGCUCGCCGGUGGAGAACACCCCGGCCCCCCUACCGACUAAAGAGAACUAGGGGGUCUCUAUCUAGGAUGCUCCCUUUCUUAAAAUUGCGAUUCGUCUCGCUGUAGCCAAGGCAAAAGCAGAAAGUAUAGUGCCUAGAAUUUAAAUGUGAUCUUUUGGAAUAAUACAUUUUAUAUUCUGUUUACGAAAUUUACGAUUUUUUUCAUUCAAAUUGUCCACAAAGUUAUCUUUCUGUUGGCCCCAUUCAACGCUUCGGUCACUCUUGGACGAACAAUCAGUUGACUCUUUCAGAUCCAGUUGAGUUUACCGAAGGAUUAGCACACUAUAAUUCACAUCUAAAUAAUUGUAAAACAAUGAAGAGAAUUCGUUAAAUAUAUACAACCAGUUUACUGCAAUAAAUGAUGAAAGUUUCAUAACAG
Messenger RNA from Anopheles aquasalis, 1135 nucleotides. RefSeq lists its product as uncharacterized. The record is from RefSeq and is a predicted model, not a curated record. Lineage: Eukaryota; Metazoa; Arthropoda; Insecta; Diptera; Culicidae.